UAUUAUUAUGUCUUCUACCUGAACUAGCUUACCGUAUAUGUGAACUAGCUUCCUCUAAUUAGCCUGUAUCAUGUCUUCUACCUGAACUAGCUUUCCGUAUAUGUGAACUAGCUUCCUCUAAUUAGCCUGUAUCAUGUCUUCUACCUGAACUAGCUUUCCGUAUAUGUGAACUAGCUUCCUCUAAUUAGCCUGUAUCAUGUCUUCUACCUGAACUAGCUUUCCGUAUAUGUGAACUAGCUUCCUCUAAUUAGCCUGUAUCAUGUCUUCUACCUGAACUAGCUUUCCGUAUAUGUGAACUAGCUUCCUCUAAUUAGCCUGUAUCAACUUGCCUACCUGAACUAGCCUACCGUAUAUGUGAACUAGCUUCCUCUAAUUAGCCUGUAUCACGUCUUCUACCUGAACUAGCUUACCGUAUAUGUGAACUAGCUUCCUCUAAUUAGCCUGUAUCACGUCUUCUACCUGAACUAGCUUACCGUAUAUGUGAACUAGCUUCCUCUAAUUAGCCGGUAUCAUGUCUUCUACCUGAACUAGCUUUCCGUAUAUGUGAACUAGCUUCCUCUAAUUAGCCUGUAUCACCUCGCCUACCUGAACUAGCCUACCGUAUAUGUGAACUAGCUUCCUCUAAUUAGCCUGUAUCAUGUCUUCUACCUGAACUAGCUUUCUGUAUAUGUGAACUAGCUUCCUCUAAUUAGCCUGUAUCACCAGUAUCACACUCUUCUGCACUGUGUGUGUGUAUGCUAGCAGCCCAGCCUCCACCCACCAAAACAAGAGCGACUGCAUGACUGACAAAAGGGCUCACUCUGUUCAUGCUGUUGUUCAAUGGAACAAACUUCAAUGCACAGAGUGAACUCUCUUCCUGUCUGUUUGGAGCUCUACUGCCCAUGAGACCGUUUCUUUCUGAAUGACAUCUGGCCAGAUGUUGUGACAGCACAAGGAGGUGCUAUAAAAUGUAAGAUGGUGUUUCUGUUUAACUGGAUCUGAGCCUCCAACAAAAGCUUCAUUUGGACGCCAUUCAGAACGCCAGCGACCGGGUCGUCAUGUCCAGUCGGAAGGUUCGGUGACGUCACUUUUUCCACCAGCUGCUGUUUCCCAAACAUCUCGGUGCACCUCGCAGGACGUGCCAUCAGGCUUGCAAGCGUAGCGUUCGAGUCCUUGAUGGCGUUGAGUCAUGAAGCUUCCUGUUUGCAUUGUGACGCUGAUUGGAAGCAACACGUCUUCCCGGUGUUUAGGAUCUUGGUUACCUUCUUGGUCGUACCCACGUCCCCCACAUCUCCCACGUCCUCCAUGAAGGUCACUCGGAGGAGACGGGAGGUCAAAUAAUUCUUGGAAAAGUUUGAGCUCCAAGAUGAGGAGAUGUGACAGGACUUGUCUGUCCACAUGAAGCGUCUCGUCAAGCGUGCGCCGCCUCGCCGUCUCCGCCGCCGCGUCCUUCACCUCUGCAGCCGGUCCACGUCUGACCUCUGUCAUAUCUUGCUUUUUGAAGGCCGCGCCCACCGCCGGUCCUCGAGGACGAACUCGCAGGAUGUCGGCGGAGAACCUCUGGACUCCAGGCCUGACGUCUCCUGUCAACAUGUCAACAGGAAGUGGGCUGGUGUCUGUGGAUUUUGAAGUAUUUGGUCAUGUUCAAGGAGUCUGCUUCAGGAUGUACACUGAGAAGGAGGCGGAGCGUCUGGGUGUGGUGGGCUGGGUGAAGAACACCAGAAGCGGGACGGUGGUGGGUCAGGUCCAGGGCCCUUCCGACGUGGUGGAGGAGAUGAAAGUGUGGCUGAGCAAAGAAGGAAGUCCCAGCAGUCGCAUCAGCAGAACCUCGUUCAGCAACCAGAGAAGCAUCCACAGGUUGGAGAUCAGCGGCUUUUCCACACGCUACUGAACACCUUGAGGUUUCGGAAAGCAACGUCUCGGCCCGCCACUCGGUGCCGGGUGUGUUUGAGGCUUGCGUGGCUGGCAGCAGGAAGCAGUCGGAAGGACUCGGCGGCGACGGCGGCGACGGCAGAGUGGCGUUG
Molecule: messenger RNA, 2003 nt
Organism: Doryrhamphus excisus (bluestripe pipefish)
Lineage: Eukaryota; Metazoa; Chordata; Actinopteri; Syngnathiformes; Syngnathidae
Source: RefSeq, a predicted model, not a curated record